UGGUGUGCAAAGUAUGCCAGAACUGGCAAAGGAAAGUUGCGAAUAAUAAUAAUAAAUAGUUUUCAAUCGUUUAAUUGCAACUAAUUCAAGAGAGUUGAAUCUUGGCGUGAGGCUGUCCAGUGCAUUAACAACUUGGCGAUAAAUUAAAGGUCAAUAUGAAUUCCCCUGCGACGUUGUACGAGCUGUGACAACAAGAGUUGAUGAACAGAACCGCUUCAACUAGAGAAAAUAUAAAACUUAUCGGUUUUCUACAUUCAUCAAGUUCCGAUAUAGCUACGAACUAGCAAAUGGAGUAAAAUCUCCAUCAUCAAACAGCUUAGCAACGAUUCCUGCUUGUGGCAGUCUCCACUGCAAGGGUAUUAUAUGCAGUACAUGGAAUAACACAUCUGCCUUCGGCUUGCCAUUUGUUUUGUAAACAUUUGUGUUUUACACGUAUGACUUCCAAGAUCCUGAACCAAUAUCUAGACGAAGACGUGAAUGGAACGAUUUUUGUUGCAUACCAUUGUCAAAGCAAUUGAAGCGGAUAUUCAGUGGCAUACACUGCUAUAAGGACUGUUAUGAAAAGUCUCAACAGUAUGGUAACGCACACCAUGAGUAAUUCACUCGCAACACUAUGUAACAUAGGCAACUCGUGUUAUAUGAAUUCGGUGUUGUACACUUUACGAUUUGCACCAAACUUUACACACAAUUUACAUCAUCUCGUAGAAUUCUUGGAGUUAGUGUUGCAUAAAUCAAUUGCAGAUCGAAAGUACAUAGUUCAACAUGAUGAGAAUGCUCAAAAUGAGUUAAAUGUGAUGAAUUCUAAACCGAAAUCUUCCUUCCUCGGACAUAAUGCUGCUGCGGGAGGAACGGAUGGUGCCGCUGGACAUAGUUGGAAUACUAAAGAUUUAAUUCAACAAGACAGAAAUUUGAAUGGAUAUGAAAAAGCAGCAACAAACAGAACAACAGUCUCAUGCGAUGGUUCUGCCAUGCUCGGCGAAAUAAGCUUUGGUGAUAAUGAUAAAUGUAGUGUGCUAAAUAGUCCUACGCAUAGUUGUAAUUUCUGUAGUGCAGCAAAGCCUGCAUGUGCCGGUGAUAAUUGUAGUAGGUCAAGAAAUUCUGAUAUUAACUUUAUUAAUGGAAGCGGUGCAAAAAACAACAGACAGCUGGUUUGCGAAACAUUGCAUGAACUGUUCCACAACCUUGCCCGAAAUGAGGCUUCCGAUGUGAUUGAACCUUUUCAUGCCGGUGGAUUGCUACAAGCUGUACAAAGCGUUAGCAGUACAUUCGAAGGAAAUCAACAGCAAGACGCGCACGAGUUUCUGAUGUGCAUAUUGGAUAGCGUGCGAGAAUCCUGUCAAAUACUGAACAAAAAUCUAAUAGAAAAUCCUGAUAUUCUAAAGAUUAGCCCGUUUCCAUCUCUUGAGAAAGCUGUUGCAACCGAUGUAGCGAUAAACAAUAGCAAUACUACAGCUACGAGUUCCGAGUCGAAAAUUAGCAACACACAGUUCAUUACGCGCAAUUUAUUUCGUCGGCGCAAAGAAUCAUUGAAAAACACCAAGUCAUGCAUAAAAGAUGGACGGUUUGAUGCAGCUGCUGGCAUCAACGUUCAAACCGCUGCGGGAAGUAAUUGUGUACAUACGUGUACGGGGAAACAAAAGAUUACGCUGCCUAACGUAACUGCUGGAGUGCAAGAAUCAAGCGUAGCCCAAGAACGAUUGAAGCAACGUAUCCGGACAUUGGGAUUGAACUUUUUUUGUGAAGAUUUUGAAGGUGUUACAGUAUCAAGAACGAGAUGCCUAUCCUGCGAAACGGUAACCGAACAAAAGGAAACGAUGAUCGACAUUGCCAUUCCAAUCACAUCAAACGAAGUAAACGAUGCAGUUAAGAAUCCUCAACAAUUUUAUCAGGACGCUUGCAUAACCCAGGAAUAUUUUCGAGGUGAUAAUAAGUACAGAUGUGAAGUUUGUUCCGGCUACACCGAAGCGUGUCGUACGAUUUCGUUUGACAUAUUACCACGGUUGUUGGUUCUACAGCUGAAGCGAUUUAAUGGUGAUAUGGAAAAAAUCAACAGCUAUAUUCCAACACCAUUUAUACUGCAGUGUUUUUGUGCGGAAUGUAUAGGAAAGGCGGAUAACGAGAAGCGUCACAUUUAUCGACUAUAUAGCGUUAUCACGCAUGUAGGAGCACGAAUGUCGGUAGGACACUACAUCGCAUAUACCAGUUCACUCCAAAUCCCGCUGCACUACGUAAACUGUGUUAAAGAUCGUCAGAAAAGAGCUUUACUCGCAGCGGCUUCAUUCGAGGCACAGACGACACAGCCUACGCCAGAUGGCAUCAGCAGCACGGGAAUCUCAAACAAAGGUCAAAGUGGCGCCGAGAAAAGCGCAUCCGGUCAAUUAAAGAAGCUGUUCGGCAGCAAAAAAACAUCGAGUGCGGGAGAUAUUAGCAAAAAGUUGAAAAACAACGUAAUUAAUCGUUUCGCCCCGGUUAACGGCAUGGAAAGCUCGCAGCUUCAAACGAACGCAGAUACCUGUCUUGAGAAACCUGCCAGGGCGGGGUACAUUGAUAAUUUCUACAGCAUUCACAGCAUCGAUGCAAAUAUCAAUCAUGCGCAUGGUUCAGGCGAUUUUCUAAUCAGUGGGACUGAAACGUCCGGUCUGUCUUGUCAGAGCGUUGGUUGCUGUGCCGUGCUUGCAAAAGCUACGCAUACGAACGAAAUACUGCAUCCGGCGGCCAACAACGGGCGAUAUUUCGUCGAUGAUGGUUUGGCUAGUGAAAAUGCACGAAACAAUAGCAUCCAUAACGUGUCGCCUAUUUCAACAGGAUCGAUAUGCAACAACAAUUGUACCCAUCACACUCAUAAGCUAGACGCUUCCAACGGCGAAGACCGUUCCAGUAUAGUAGACUGUCACAAUUCAUUAUUUGCCAAUUCGGGGCAUAAUGAAGAAAGUAAAGAUUUAGGCUAUGGUAACGUUAUCCACGAUUCAAUUACAAAUCAACCGCUAACAUGGUACAUGUGUGACGAUGACAAGAUCAAAAUAAUGACUCAGCUUGAGUUUGAGGAGGUUCUUUCACCGAAUCGUCGUCACGUGACAACGCCAUAUUUGCUAUUUUAUGCUCGUUACGAUGUAGCGCAAAAUCAACAUAAUCAAGCAAAGGAGCAAACGAUAUCGCCUGCGCAACAUCAGCAGCAACCGUAUGAACAAAAACUACACACGGCACUUACAAAGCAUGUACCGCCAACAACAAAAUCUGCCACAAUAUCUGUUUAGGUUGAGUAGCGUUGCAGCUAUACUUCGUAAUAUGUCUUGUACCAUUUUAAAUGACUUAGUCCACUCAUUUCAAAACAAAACGUAAUACUUAUGUUACAGCAAAUAAUUAUGGCAAAAUGCAAAAAAAACCCGAUUCUAAAUCAUCCCUACGGCUUACAGACGAACAAUUAUGAACAAAUGUUAGAUAUUAGCUUCAAAAGAGAUGAAAAACAUAAAAUCUGAUAUAUGAAAUGUAUUAGAAAUGAAUAAAAAAACUGAGCAAUGUUCUAUAUAUUUAAAGACUAAUAAAAUCAUGUUUGAUUGUUGUA
Anopheles moucheti is the source of this 3562-nucleotide messenger RNA. RefSeq lists its product as uncharacterized. The transcript is spliced from 5 exons. The coding region runs from base 558 to 3254 and encodes 898 amino acids. Gene Ontology annotation, molecular function: cysteine-type endopeptidase activity; cysteine-type deubiquitinase activity. Gene Ontology annotation, biological process: protein deubiquitination. Gene Ontology annotation, cellular component: cytosol; nucleus. The record is from RefSeq and is a predicted model, not a curated record. Lineage: Eukaryota; Metazoa; Arthropoda; Insecta; Diptera; Culicidae.